AUGAUUGAUAACCCAAGAAUCGAGUAUGAUGGCACUGUCGAUGAGAAGGUUUUGGAGCAGAACGACCCGAAGGAUAAUGCAUCUUUUACUGAUAUAGCCAACGCUGCUACCUUCGAAACAUAUGGCCAUGUCCAGAGAGACUUGAAGGCUCGACAUGUAACCUUCAUCGCACUCGGUGGGAAUCUUGGCACAGGCCUGUUUCUGGGAAUAGGCCGGGCACUGAGGACGUCAGGGCCGCUCUCACUCUUCCUCGGAUACGCCAUUGCAAGUUCUGCUGGCUUUAUGAUGAUGAUGGCGCUCGGGGAAAUGGCCGCGUGGCUCCCACUACCUGGUGCCAUUCCUCAAUUCUGCGCCCGCUAUGUUGACGAUGCCCUCGGCUUUGCUGUUGGCUGGAAUACUUGGUUUACGGCAGUCAUCACACUAUGUGCUGAAAUAUCAGCGGCUUGCAGUAUAAUCCAAUUUUGGUCGGGUGCUGAACAUGUCAGCGUCGCUGUGUGGAUUGUGGUUCUCAUCGUUGCUCUGUUAGCACUCAAUAUCCUAGCAGUCAAAGUAUAUGGAGAAGCCGAGUUUGCUUGUGCGUUGAUCAAACUCUGUGGGAUAAUCGGUCUACUCAUCACUGCACUGGUGAUUGACCUUGGAGGAGUCCCAACUCAGAACCGGCUUGGAUUCCAUUACUGGAAGACCGAUGGUAUUAUGAAGGAGUAUAUUGCAUCAGGAAGUACCGGUCGGUUUCUGGGGCUAUUUUCCACAUUGGUUAACGCAUCGUUUUCUUUGGGCGGUGUUGAAACCGUCGUGGUCGCCGCUGGAGAAGCCGAAAACCCGCGACGAAACAUUCCAAGGGCAAUUCGACGUGUCUUUUGGAGACUCUUGUUCUUUUUUGUCCUUGCUUCCUUGGCACUCGGAAUGAUCUGUCCCAGCAACAAUUCUAAGUUGCUGGGAGCUAGCUCUUCUUCUAAUGCCGAGUCUCCCUGGGUAAUUGCAAUCAACUUAGCGGGUAUCAAGGCCCUGCCAUCCAUUGUUAACGUUGUGGUCCUUAUUGCUGGCAUUUCCGCCGGGAACUCAUACGUCUUUAUGGGAUCCAGAUAUCUCUAUGCAUUGGCCUCGAACCAUCAGGCACCUAAGAUCUUCCUACAUUGUACCAAGCAAGGGAUCCCAAUUUACGCCCUUCUGGUGACCAUGUCAAUCUCUUUCCUGACAUUCAUGUCAAUGGGCUCUAGCUCAAACAUUGUCUUUCAGUGGUUCCAAAAUCUAACUACGGUCUCUACUCUGUACACCUGGAUUUCGAUCUGCAUUGCAUACAUGCGCUUCCACGCCGCUCUCAAAGCGCAACAUAUUGACCGAUCAGAUCUCCCAUUUUCAUUUCCGCUACAGCCUUAUUCCACAUAUUUCACGUUGGGAUAUCUAUGCAUUGUGGUCUUCUUUAACGGAUUUGAUUCUAUUGCUGGUGGGUUUAACCUGCCAGGGUUCAUCACCUCAUACAUCGGCUUUCCCCUUUUCUUCGGUUUCUUUCUUUUCUGGAAGAUCUUCAAGCGCACAAAGUGGAGGCGGCCUGAAGAGGCCGAUCUAUUCACCGGAAAGGCUGAGCUCGAUGCGAUAGAGUGGCCCCGGAAGAUACCGAGGAAUUUCGUGGAAAGGGUUUGGCUGGCGUUUAUUUGA
Molecule: messenger RNA, 1656 nt
Organism: Aspergillus caelatus
Lineage: Eukaryota; Fungi; Ascomycota; Eurotiomycetes; Eurotiales; Aspergillaceae
Product: amino acid permease/ SLC12A domain-containing protein
Exons: 3
Coding region: 1-1656 (551 amino acids)
Biological process (GO): amino acid transmembrane transport
Cellular component (GO): membrane
Molecular function (GO): amino acid transmembrane transporter activity
Source: RefSeq, a predicted model, not a curated record